Molecule: messenger RNA, 2506 nt
Organism: Hippocampus comes (tiger tail seahorse)
Lineage: Eukaryota; Metazoa; Chordata; Actinopteri; Syngnathiformes; Syngnathidae
Gene: mri1
Product: methylthioribose-1-phosphate isomerase 1
Exons: 6
Coding region: 346-1407 (353 amino acids)
Molecular function (GO): S-methyl-5-thioribose-1-phosphate isomerase activity
Source: RefSeq, a predicted model, not a curated record
GAUCACGUUGGAGAGAGCGUUGGGUGGGCGCGGCUAACUAUGCGAGGACUUCCGGCUUUGUGGACACGUGGUUCCGUGUCGGUCUGCCUGUCAGUGUAGGUGAAGCUCUCCAACCCUCCUCUCCCUUUUCUCCUCCUAUUUCUUCCUCCUCUUGCGUCUCAUUCCCUCCUUGUCUCGCCAACUUUGUUCGUGUUGAUACCAGCCGACUGCCAGCCAGGCCGCGCUCAACAGUCCAAGGGACGAGUGUGCGUGCUAAAGUGUGCGUGUGUGAUAUUGUAUGUGUGCGUGCCAGCUACCCUCCCGUCCGUGUUAUCCUCCCCAACAUCCCGCCUCGUUGUGUCGGUCAUGACGCUGGAAGCGAUCCGCUACCGUGCCGGGUCUCUGCAGAUCCUCAACCAGCUGCUGCUGCCUCACCAGACCGUCUACGAUGACAUCCGCUCGGUGCAGGACGCCUACGACGCCAUCAAGUCAAUGAAGGUACGCGGUGCCCCAGCCAUCGCCAUCGUAGGUUGCCUAAGCUUGGCUGUGGAGUUACGAGCAGGUGCGGGUGGCGAGGACCCCGUGACGUUCAUCCGUGAAUCGUUGUGUCGCCUGACGUCAGCGAGGCCCACCGCUGUCAACAUGGGCCGUGCCGCCCGUGAACUGAUGGAGUUUGCCGAGAACGAGAGCAUGGAGAAGAACUCUGAGCAGUUGAGAGAAAGUGUAAUAGCCUGGAUUGAAGACAUGCUGGAGCGAGAUGUCAAUGACAACAAGAAGAUCGGAAACUUUGGCGCCCAGCACAUCCUUUCGGGUGUCCCGAGGGAGUCGGUGACCAUCCUCACCCACUGCAACACUGGCUCGCUGGCCACGGCUGGAUACGGGACUGCACUAGGAGUGGUGCGAAGCCUCCACACGCUGGGCCGGCUGAAACGUGUCUACUGCACAGAGACGAGACCGUACAACCAGGGGUCUCGACUCACGGCGUACGAAGCAGUAGCAGAGGGAAUCCCCGCUACGCUAAUCACAGACAGCAUGGCGGCCCUCACCAUGAGAGAAAUGAACAUCACAGCUGUGGUGGUAGGAGCGGACAGGGUGGUUGCCAAUGGCGACACGGCCAACAAAGUCGGAACGUACCAGCUAGCCAUUGCUGCCAAGCAUCAUGGGAUUCCUUUCUAUGUGGCCGCUCCCAGCACUUCAUGUGACUUAAGCUUGGAAAGUGGCAGGGACAUCAUAAUUGAAGUUCGUCCGCCUGAUGAACUCACCAGUAUAAAUGGAGUCCCCAUUGCUGCUUCAGGCAUCGAGGUGUGGAACCCGGCGUUUGACGUGACUCCCCACCAGCUCAUCACAGGAGGCAUCAUCACAGAGCUGGGGGUCUUCCUCCCCUCGGAGCUCCAGGCAGCCCUCACUGGCCGCCUCACUGCGCUCUAGACCCCCACCUGCUGGCACUUUGUUGUCACUGCACCUUACUUUCAGACACUGACACUUAAUUUCAUUGUAACACACGCACGCACGCGCACACACACGCACACACACACACACACACACUGUCACGAUGUUAUUCAAUUUUGGUAAAAAAAAUAAACAAAAAAAAGCAUAAGUUGAAGAAAAGGUGUUUUACUUUUCCUCUCCCUCUUUGACACACACACACACACACACACACACACACGCACACACGCACACACGCACACGCACACACAGACAGAAACACACUCAGUGCGCAAGCCGAAACACACUGCAGGGAAUCAAACAGAUAUGUGAGCAGUUACCCCCCAUUCCUUUCCAUAUUUUUCCUCCUAUUACUCUAAUCUCACAGUUGUUAUGCUGCUCCUAAUUUUUGGCCGUUUUUUUUUUUCUUCACUUUUCAAAAGGCUUCUUUCUGUGAGUGCUGACAUGACUCCAAUCUUUCAGCUGUGUUUGGUAACAUAUUUUGAGUCUUACCUAAAGGAAAUUUUCAGGGCAACUACAAAAAAUAACAUUGAUGACCAGACUGAUUUUCAUAUUAAAGUUACCGGUAGUAUUCCGAUCAGCUCUAGUCUCUGAAAGUGCUGCUGUCCACUUGUAAAUACAUAUGUGUCCUUGCUGGUAGCAUGUAAAUAAUGUAGAAAUUAAAUCCACUGCCACUGCUGAUUUAGUAAAUUCAAAUGACGCACAGUGGCAUCAAAAUGUUAUAUUAACAUUUCAUUUCUGUCUUUGUGUCGAUACUUUAGUAGGAGUGUCAUUCAAAUUUAUAGCUGUAAUUUGAAAUAAUCAUUUCAAUUUUAAAAAAAGGAGUAUCUUGAUGAGUCCCGAAGACAAAACAUCGCUAAUUUUAUUCCGUACUUACUUAUCAUACACGCUUACUUCAUCUUAUCCACUUACAGUAUGUAUGUAGCCAUGCUUCUUUCAGAACCAUUCUCACCAUGUUCAUCGUCUACUGCACUCUUUAGAAUAAUCUAGAGAAGGGAAAGUGUAUCCCAAAACAGCGUUUGCUUUGAAUUCGCAUAUACGAGGCGAGGGAUAGACCUCAAAAUAAAAGUUUGACAUUCAA